AAACCAGUUUUCUGAGAGUGCGCAGUAAGUGUAAACAGGAAGAAGAGUCCAGCAUUAAACAGUGUCGAUGAACGUUAUGAUACAUUUAUAUUAUCUAUUUGAAGCCGCGAUGCUGGUAUACAGUAAGAAGCUCGGUUAAACGUUAUUAAUAUAUGUCUAACGCACGAGGUAGCGAGAGUUUACAAAAGCUCUUAGCGAAAACAGCGGUUAAUGCUAACUGGCGGUUCUGACAAACACGUCGUUUCGUGACGUAUCGCGUUAAGCUGCAAGAAGGCAUUUCAGAUAUAGUCCAGAAAGCUUUCAUCUUUGCACGCGAAUGACUGUCGUGUUUGUCAAAGAAGAGAUCUGCAGGUAGUUCAUGCAGAAUAUUUUCGUCCGAUUGAAUUCCGCUCCCUACCGGUGACUCAAUGGCCUACUGACCCACUAAAUUAGUGAAUCGGUGACUGGUCCGUUUUCCUGCGGAAGAAACGCUUUGGCUGACGACUAGUCCGAUAUUUCCAACAGCGGUAAUUUAAUACAAUCCAAAAUGGUUCAGAAAGACAAAAUAAUCGAGUCGUCACAGCCAGAGAAUGAAGUCGAUACAGUGCCAACCGAAGCUGUUGCAGAUACUCUGUGUCCAGUUGACGAGCCCAGUAUCGGAGUUGAACGAACAGGCCGGAGGAAAUUCAUCACUGGUGUUGUAGAGGGCUUCUAUGGACGGCCAUGGACUAUGGAACAAAGGAAAGAGCUUUUCAGGAGGCAGCAGAAAUGGGGUUUGAACACCUAUCUGUAUGCCCCAAAAGAUGACUACAAACACAGAAUGUUUUGGAGAGAAAUGUAUUCUGUUGAAGAAGCAGAGCAACUCACGACUUUAAUAAGUGCUGCUAAAGAGCAUGAGAUUGAGUUCAUUUAUGCCAUUUCCCCUGGCUUGGACAUUACGUUCUCAAAUCAGAAGGAAGUUUUGACACUUAAAAGGAAGUUAGACCAGGUCUCUCAUUUUGGGUGCAAGUCCUUUGCCUUACUGUUUGAUGACAUCGAUCAUAACAUGUGUCCUGCUGACAAGGAGGUAUUCAGCUCUUUCGCACAUGCCCAAGUGUCUAUCACCAAUGAGAUCUUCCAAUAUUUGGGAGAACCUGAAAUAUUUUUAUUUUGCCCCACAGAGUAUUGUGGAACAUUUUGUUAUCCAAAUGUGCCACAAUCGCCUUAUCUGCGCACAGUAGGUGAAAAGCUCCUUCCUGGUAUUGAGGUGCUGUGGACAGGUCCAAAGGUAGUUUCUAAAGACAUCACUGUUGAAUCUAUUGAGGAAGUCACAAAGAUACUGAGGAGAGCCCCUGUCAUCUGGGACAAUAUUCAUGCUAAUGACUAUGAUCAGAAGAGACUUUUCUUGGGGCCUUAUAAAGGCAGAUCCACAGAGCUCAUUCCUCGCCUAAAGGGAGUCCUCACCAACCCCAACUGUGAAUUUGAGUCUAAUUUUGUGGCCAUUCACACAUUAGCCACAUGGUAUAAGUCUAACAUGAAUGGAGUGAGAAAAGAUGUUGUCAUGAAUGACGGUGAAGACAGCACUGUUUCCAUCCAGAUAAAGCUGGAAAACGAGGGCAGUGACGAGGAGCUAGAAACAGACAUCCUAUAUAGCCCUCAGAUCGCGCUCAAGCUGGCUCUCACUGAAUGGCUAAUCGAGUUUGGAGUGCCUCAUCAGUACAACAGUCGGCAGGUACCUCACAGUGGAACUAAAAGCAGUUCUGUGGAUGUUCCUUCGGUCACUUCUCCCAGCCUGGACACUUCCACUACAGUGACUACAGUCUUCCAACAGCCCAUUAUGAAUCCAGAUGUGCCACUUAGCGAUGAGCUGCACGUGCUCUGCAAAGAAGAAGAGGUGGAGGUGGAGAAGAAGGAGUCCGAUGAAGAACCCAUGGAGAUGGUUGUAGAGAAACAUGACGAGGUGGAGGACAAUAAAAAUGUCAACCAGAUCCUCACAGAGAUUGUCAAGGCUAAGAUGACAGAAGAUCUCAAGCCCAUGGACACAGACAAAGAAAGCCUGACAGAGUCCAAGUCCCCAGAGAUGUCCAUUCAAGAGGAUUCAGGCAGCGAUAUUGCACCGAUGCAGACUGAUGAUCAACUCAACAAGGAAUUGUUUGUUCCAGGUCCCAAUGAGAAACCACUGUUCACUGCUGAAGCACUUACCCUGGAGGAUUUAAUCCUGCUCGCUGAACUCUUCUACCUGCCAUACGAACACGGUCCAAAAGCAGUACAGAUGCUAAAAGAGUUUAACUGGUUAAGAGCCAAUAGUAAUUAUGUCAGUGUUAACUCCAAAGCAAAGGAUCCAGAGAAGGUGACUGAAUGGCAGUCCAGAGCAGAAUUCUUCGAGGAGAUGUGCUGCUCCGUCAUCCAGAUGUUCACCAGACUCUCCAACUCCGCCAACAGGACCAUUCUGUAUGACCUGUAUCCCUAUAUCUGGGAUAUAAAGAGUAUCAUCUCAAUGGUGAAAUCAUUUGUCCAGUGGUUAGGGUGUCGUAGUCAGUCGUCAGCACAGUUCUUAAGUGGCGACCAAGAGCCCUGGGCCUUUAGGGGCGGUCUAGCAGGAGAGUUCCAGAGACUGUUGCCAAUUGAUGGGGCAAAUGAUCUUUUCUACCAGCCACCACCAUCAAUGCCUACUUCUAAAAUCUAUACCAUAAGGCCUUACUUUGCCAAAGAUGAGUCUGCCAUCUAUAAGGUCUGCAAGGAGAUGUUCACUGAGAGCUGUGAUGGCAUUUCUUUCCCAGAUGAGUCUUCACCGGACCUUAUUGGAGACAGGUUUGUGGGAGGUUUUCUGACGCUCAGCCCAGACUAUGGCUUUGUGCUUGAGGAUGAAGAAGGUAUCUGCGGCUAUGCUCUGGGCACUGUGGAUGUCAAACCCUUUGUAAAGAAUUGCCAGAUGAGUUGGAUUCCAUUCAUGCAAGAGAAAUACAACAAGCCAGACACAGAGAAGGACCUGUCAGAGGCAGAGAAAAUGAUGCUAAGUUUCCAUGAGGAGGAAGAGGUUUUGCCAGAAUCGUUCCUCAGUAACUUCCCAUCCCUUAUUAAAGUGGACAUUCAUGCAAAGGUUACUGACCCUAGUGUAGCUAAAAGCAUGAUGGGAUGUCUCCUCUCAUCACUGAAAGCUAAUGGCUCAAAUGGUGCUUUCUGUGAGGUCCGGCAGAUGGACAAAAGGAUGUUGGACUUUUAUAGCAAACUGGGCUGCUUUGAAGUGGCCAAAAUGGAGGGAUUCCCAAAAGACGUUAUUCUAAUGGGGAGGAGUUUGUGAAUCUGAGCUGCCUAGAAGAAAAAUCAUACAGAAGGAGCCUCCUAGAAAGUGCACAAAGCUUUGGCCCACAUUUUAAGGCCCCAACUCGCUACCUGUUCAUGUAAAUAUCACGUUUUGUAAUGAAAAAACUGGUGCCCUGUAACGGUAGCUUAACUCACAUCAUUAUGCUGAAUGCACUUCUAGAAUUUUAGGUGCUUUUCAUUCACUUUGCCAGUCUGUGGUGGAUGCUCAAGUGUUUGGUGUUUUCAAGAGGAGUGAGAAAUGGAAAAAGAAGUGAAGUGAGUCUGUAAGAGUAAUUCAGGACGCACGAUUUACUUUCACUUUUUUCUGGUAGACAGAUUGCUUGAGUUGGCCAAGUGCUAUUGAACCUACUAAAUCUCUUAGAUGUGGCUGAGUUGCAGUUUAUGUUCAGCAUAUGUGCACGUUUAAGUUAAUGUCUAGGUUCUCCAGACAAAAAAAAAAAAAAAACUUGCCAAUACCUUAUGAGAGAUCUUCACUUUUUUUGUUUUUAAGUUUAUUUCAGUGUUUUACAGUGUUCAAAGCAAUAAUCCAGAAGGACUUCUUAACAGUCAGAGAUUGCGUUAUUGCUUUUCAGGACAUUGUAAUAAAUUCUGCAGUUUUCCAGGUUUAAAUUGCGUCGGUGAGCUCAUAUGGAGAAUGCAGCAAGCUAAAGCUAUCCUUUGAGGUUUAGGAUGCUUUAGAAACGAAAAGAACUGAAACUGAACUUUGAGCAGGCAGAAGUAAAUACAGUUAAACCAUAAUGUUCAUUGUCUUUAAGACUGCAUGGGAUACCUUCGUGUAAGCCUUUAGCAUGAGUAUCUUUUAAUGAUACUUUUUCUUUUCUUUUUUCAUUUUGUACAAAAAUGCCUUUUGGCUUUUAUCCUUCUCUGUAAUAUUUUUGAGGAUAAUGAAAAAUACUUUACUACACUUCUGCCUUUGUUUAAAGUGGCGAAUUAUACAUUUCCGAGACAUAACAGGGUUAUAUUAUAAUUCUGUUGUUUACAAAAAAUAAGUAAAAUUUGUAACCUAAACCUGAAGACCAAUGCUCUGCACAAUGUCUUUAAUUAUAAGAGAAGGAGAAUUAAAACAAGUGGGGAAAAAAUGAAGAUAUGUUUUAGAAUGAACUUUAACAUAUUUGAGACCGUUUUCUGUUACCUGAAGAGAAUGAUAACAGCCAUUGCCUGUUCUUAAUGAAGGUCUGCCUCUUUGUUAAUAUGUUUAAAAGCCCCACGGUUUAAUUUGUGUUUCUUUGAAAUUCCAAGCCAAUGUCAGGAUUGUUUCCCUGAAUGUAGGUACAAUGUAAACUGUUUAUUUUGUCUUUAUUCCCCUAUUUAACCAAAAGUAUGGACAGAAAAGUUGAUAUAUAUACAUAUAUAUCAGUUGUGCUGUAUCCUGAAAAACUAGAAGAGCACAAAAGUCCCUUGCAGAUUCCCAUAUGUAAUAUUUAAAAUAAUGCAAAAGGUAAAAGAAAAAUGUAAAUACUUUUGUGCAUGGGCAGUUUUGACAGUUUUUCCACUUCCCCUCCCAUUUAAGGUAAUUUGUACAAA
Pimephales promelas (fathead minnow) is the source of this 4806-nucleotide messenger RNA. RefSeq names its product O-GlcNAcase (gene oga). The record is from RefSeq and is a predicted model, not a curated record. Gene Ontology annotation, molecular function: beta-N-acetylglucosaminidase activity. Lineage: Eukaryota; Metazoa; Chordata; Actinopteri; Cypriniformes; Leuciscidae. Gene Ontology annotation, biological process: glycoprotein metabolic process.